Molecule: messenger RNA, 2307 nt
Organism: Akanthomyces muscarius
Lineage: Eukaryota; Fungi; Ascomycota; Sordariomycetes; Hypocreales; Cordycipitaceae
Exons: 7
Coding region: 1-2307 (768 amino acids)
Biological process (GO): regulation of transcription by RNA polymerase II; DNA-templated transcription
Cellular component (GO): chromatin
Molecular function (GO): DNA-binding transcription factor activity, RNA polymerase II-specific; RNA polymerase II cis-regulatory region sequence-specific DNA binding; zinc ion binding
Source: RefSeq, a predicted model, not a curated record
AUGGCCAGCCUCAGGAACAUCAUGAAUAGCGUCGAUGACGACUCUCAGCCUCGCAGCUCGUCAUCAAGAACAGUUCCGCAUUCCUCGCCGCUGCCGGGUUCUAGCUAUCCCACCUCGUCUGAAUUGUCCAUGCAGAACAACCCAUCACCAUCCGACUACUCUCGAGGUGCUUCUCCACACAGCACCUACUCACCUACCUCCGAGUCCUCUGCGCCUCGCCAUCUUCAGCAACACCUCCCUGCCCCUGGUGUUCACCGGGAAAGCGGUAGCAACGAGUCCAUGGGGUAUUCGUAUUCGCACGGACAGCCGUAUGGCGCCGGCCACGACAUGCGCCCGAUGAUGCCAGGCAGCAGCAUGGGUGAGCCUGGCGUCAAGCUGACCCCAAUUACUGGAAGGCAUGCGGUCAGUGUCGUGAAUAGUGCCAAUCAGAAGACACCAGAACCCGGCCACGACUUCUACAUGUCCGAUGGCGACCAAUCCAAUAGCCCGGGCAAACAUUCAUCUGCGACGGGGAGCUCAUACUCCACGCCAUCUGACAGUUCAAACGACCGAUCCAAGCGCGCGAGAUCCUCCAGUACCGAUCGAAAUUCUUCGACGGCCCAGUCUGCGGCAUCGCCAAAUGUACAAUUCCACGCGGGAAUAGGUGGCCCGACCAGCUAUGAUUUCGGCCUCAAUGCAUCUUCUAUUGGCUUUUCUAUGACGAGGCAAAGCAUGCGAGACUCAUUUCCUAUUUCUGGCUAUGAGGAGGAGUCCAUUAUACCCGGAAAACCUCUCCUCGCAAACACGACCAUUCGAGCACUGCCUGUGCCAUUUGCUGCCGGCAGAUCUGCUGGUGUUCUCAUGGCCGCACCGCCAGCAAUCUUCCAGGAACGGACGGGCAUGCCGAUUUUGCCGUUGAGUCAAACUGUUCGUGAGGCUGUGCCGGUCUACCUCGAGGUGUACUGGAACAAGGUGCAUCCCAUGUAUCCGAUCAUCCAUCGAUUAUCUUUCGAGAAGGCGCUCGAAAACAUGUCCGAUGCAACAUAUAUUCUACAAUGCGCUAUGGCGGCUGUAGCAACACAGUUCCUUGGACAUGAAGACCAUCGAAUCAACGGCAGCCAGCUUCACUUCCAUGCGGCAUGCAAACUUAAAACAGAAUCCGGUACCGAUCAUUGGCCAAUCCAAACAAUGCAAGCUGUGCUUCUCUCAGAGUAUUAUCUGCGCUUCCGGGGACGCGACAAAGAUGCUUUCCAAACCUCCGACCUAUUCACACUUCUCUACCAAAAGGCUAAUCAUCAAGUUUCGCUACUCUCGGAAAAUGCAGUCUUUGGCCGACCAGAUACGUGGGAAGCAUGGGUCGAAGACGAAGCCCACCGACGGCUCCUCGCUUCUUGCUUCUUACUCGACAUCCACUGCAUGCGCUACUUUGAACGUGCACCCGUGGCUGUUUUAGGACUGGACUAUUCAUCGCCUAGUACUUUGGCUAUCCCUCUUAGUGCUAACACCACCAAGCUUUGGGAAGCCUCCAGUCUGGAGUCAUGGUCCAAGCUGAAUCCUCAGUGUCCACGAGUCAGCGUUGGAAUGGCAAUUGCGCAAGGAUACAAACCGCUGGACAUCCAAGAGUCUUCACCAUUUGAUGCGUCGGUCCUUCUUGCGGCGUAUUCUUUGCAGUUUCCCGCACGACAAAACCCAACCCGCCUCGACUUGAUUCAAGACCUCUCCGGAGUCGACAUUAGCCAGAUGAAUGUCUUAAACUUGUUUGCGCACUCGGCUGUCGCCAACACUUACUUGGCUCUCCAUUUUACCCCCUUGCAUGUCGCCCUUUCUGUAUCGGGCGACAGCUGGGUGUUCAACAAGAAGGUUCUUCGUCUGGCGGCCUUCACACAGCACCAGAGCCAACUUUCCCGAUGGCGCGACUCUGGAAGCUCGGCUGUCGCUGCCGCGUUUGCUGCUCGAGCUCUUGUUGCGUUCCUUGGUCUCGGACCUAAUGAUAACGGGAAUGGGACGGCGUCCACUUCUCCUUGCAACGAUAUUUCUGAUUUCUGGGGAAUUUAUGUUUGUGCCCUCAUCUGCUGGGCUUUCGGACAUGUUGGUCGGGAUGGAAGCGGCGCGUGGAAUGAUGGAAGCUCUCGGCCGGCCGCUCUCCAAUGGCUGCAGAGCGCCGCCAAAAUGCAUCCGGCGCAGGUUCAGCGUCUUGCCGGUCGACGCAACGCGCAAGCCGUGGUGGGACUCGCACGCGAGGCUCUAGAGCGCGAGCACUUUGGUGGCCGCAGUAUUCUAAUUUCUGAUGCGCACACGUUUAUAGACGGACCAUGCAAUGAUGACUAA